AGCAGCCUCAAGUUUUUUUUUUUUUAUUAGUCUUUUACCAUCGAAUUUUUCUUUUUAAUUCAUCUCCUUAUCAUGGAGAACUCACCUACUGUUAUCCGGCCACCGCCACCGUCACCACAACCACCGCCACCCUUCUUUUCAUCAUCAUCACCACCACCACUUUCUCAGCCUGAUAACACCACUAGCAGUACUAUUAUCCCAUCACCCCCGCCGUUACCAUUCUCUUUAUCACCCCAAAUAGACCCCAUAGGUCAAAACGGAAACAUUUCCAUAGUGAGCAUCAAUCCACCACCACCUUUCCCUGAUUCACCGAGAAGCGUUGAUUUAUCCCCACUCGAAUUCAUUCUUGCUCUUAUGGCAGUCAUAACGAUCCCAGCUAUAGUCUACGCUUUCUUUUUCGCCGUCAGGUGCCCUCCUUGGUCUUCCGACGAACGCCAAGACAGGUCCAGGGACAACCAUGGAAGUGCUGUCGAAGUAACCGAGAGAAGGGAGCCUGUUUCAGGUCUUAAGUAUCGAAAAGAAACUCACUCUAAAGAUAUGGGCAGUGAUUGCCCGGUUUGUUUAUCUGUAUUUGCUGAUGGGGAGGAAGUAAAGCAGUUGAGUGGAUGCAAGCACUCCUUCCACGCUAUUUGCAUUGAUUUAUGGCUUAACAAUCACAACAACUGUCCAAUAUGCCGAGCUAAUGUUGCCGUAAAGAGGCCAAAUAAUAAUCGUCGGCCGCCGUCUGGUUCAACUUCAGCUAUACAAAGUGAUCAUCAUCAAGGUCUGCCUGAUGCUGCCAGCUUGGUUUAGCAUGCAUGUCUAAUUUAAGUUGCAUUGUUGCUCAAAAUUUUGUUGUUUUUAAGUAAGAAAAGGGAAAAAAAAGGGGGGGGGGGGGGGAGAUUCGGCUUUUCAAUACUUAAGCAAGCAAUUGAUUCACAGGUUUUAGAAAUAAUUGAACAACUUGGAUGGAGUUGGUAUAAAUGGAAGUAAUUGAGUUGCAACCCACUUGGUCUUUGUAAUUCCUUGAUUUCUUUCUAGGGUUUUUCCUUUCUAUCCAUGAUUGUGAAUAGCGAGUAACAUUUUGUCCUUUAUUUACCAAAAGUAAAAACAGUCGGAUCCCAGCGGCCGGCAAGAUCCACGUUUAAUGUUUGA
This is a messenger RNA of Gossypium raimondii (Peruvian cotton), 1134 nucleotides long. Its product is annotated as RING-H2 finger protein ATL33. Gene Ontology annotation, biological process: protein ubiquitination. NCBI's taxonomy places the organism in Eukaryota, Viridiplantae, Streptophyta, Magnoliopsida, Malvales, Malvaceae. The coding region runs from base 73 to 792 and encodes 239 amino acids. The record is from RefSeq and is a predicted model, not a curated record. The transcript has a single exon.